UUUGAGUAAACACUUGAACGCAGCACCACUGCCUACUAUCGGCCUCUUCGUCAUAUCGCGAUAGAGAGCAUCAGGCCACGGAGCUAACGCUGAGCAACAUGGCGGAAGAGGAGGUGGCCAAGCUGCAGAAGCACCUGGCCCUGCUCAGGCAAGAAUAUGUGAAGAUGCAGCAGAAGCUGGCCGACACAGAGAGGCGCUGUGCCGUGCUUGCUGCCCAGACCUCUGGCCAGGGUUCCCCUGCUGCAGACACCUUCAUUAGCCGUCUGCUGGACAUUGUGGGCGACCUCUAUCAGCGGGAACAGUACAGUGAUCUGAAAGUGAAAGUGGCAGGGGAGAAGCUCAGUGCCCAUAAGUUUGUGCUGGCUGCUCGCAGUGAUGUCUGGAGUCUGGCCAACCUGGCCUCCACCUCUGAAUUGGACCUAUCUGAUUGCAAACCUGAGGUUGCCAUGGCAAUGUUGCGCUGGGCAUACACCGAUGAGUUGGAAAUCAGUGAGGAUGAUGCCUUUCUUAUUGACUUGAUGAAGCUGGCCAACCGCUUCCAGCUUCAGCUGCUCAGAGAGAGGUGUGAAAAAGGCGUCAUGUCCUCGGUGAAUGUCAGGAACUGCAUUCGCUUCUACCAGACAGCUGAGGAGCUAAAUGCCACCACUCUGAUGAACUAUUGUGGGGAGAUCAUCGCCAGUCACUGGGAUGAUCUGAGAAAAGAAGAUUUCAGCACCAUGAGUGCCCAACUUCUGUACAAGAUGAUCAAGUCUAAAACAGAGUAUCCUCUCCACAAAGCCAUCAAAGUUGAGCGAGAAGAUGUGGUCUUUCUCUAUCUCAUCGAGAUGGACUCACAGCUACCUGGCAAGCUGAAUGAACUGGACAAUAAUGGUGACCUGGCACUAGAUUUGGCUCUCUCACGUAAAUUGGAAAGUAUUGCUACCACUCUGGUUAACAACAAAGCCGAUGUGGACAUGGUAGACCAGAGUGGCUGGAGCCUUCUCCAUAAGGCCAUCCAAAGAGGUGAUGAAUUUGCAUCCAUCUUCCUGAUUCGCCAUUCGGCUCAGGUGAAUGCAGCCACAGUGGGGGCAGUGGAAACCCCGCUUCACCUGGUCUGCUCUUUCAGCCCCAAGAAACACUCUGCAGAAGUGAUGAGCGGCAUGGCACGAAUCGCAGAGGCUCUGCUCAAGGCAGGAGCCAACCCCAACAUGCAGAACAGCAAGGGCAGAACUCCGUUGCAUGAAGCUGUGGCAUCAGGGAACGAGCCAGUGUUCAACCAGCUACUACAGUGCAAACAACUUGACCUGGAACUCAAAGACCACGAGGGCAGCACCGCUCUGUGGCUGGCCCUGCAGUAUAUCACCGUGUCUUCAGACCCCUCAGUAAACCCAUUUGAAGACGAUGCUCCAGUAGUGAACGGCACCUCAUUUGACGAGAACAGUUUUGCAGCCCAGCUUAUCCAGAGAGGAAGCAAUCCUGAUGCACCUGACACUACCACAGGCAACUGUCUCAUGCAGAGAGCAGCUCGGACAGGCAAUGAGGCAGCUGCUCUUUUCUUAGCUACUCAUGGAGCAAAGGUCAACCAUGUCAACAAAUGGGGUGAGAGCCCGCUUCAUACGGCAUGUCGCUAUGGCCUGGCAAGCCUAACCGCAGAGCUGCUCCAGCAGGGGGCCAACCCCAACCUGCAGACCCAGAAGGCGCUACCUGAUGACACUCUUGGUGUGUCUAUGCAGACCCCCCUCCACUUGGCCAUUGCUCACAACCACCCAGAUGUGGUGUCUGUCAUCCUUGAGCAAAAAGCCAAUGCACUUCAUGCCACCAACAACUUCCAGAUCAUUCCAGACUUCAGUCUCAAAGACUCCAUGGACCAGACAGUGCUGGGCUUGGCCCUCUGGACAGGUAUGCACACCAUAGCAGCUCAGCUGCUGGGCUCAGGGGCCUCUAUCAAUGACACUAUGUCCAAUGGACAAACCCUGCUUCACAUGGCCAUCCAAAGACAAGACAGCAAGAGUGCCCUCUUCCUUCUUGAGCAUCAGGCAGACAUCAAUGUUAGGACCCAGGAGGGACAAACAGCACUACAGUUGGCCAUCAGUAACCAGCUGCCACUGGUGGUGGAUGCUAUUUGCACAAGAGGAGCUGAUAUGUCUGUGGUGAAUGACAAAGGGGACCCUCCACUGUGGCUUGCCCUGGAGAAUGGCCUGGAAGAUAUUGCAUCCACACUGGUCCGCCAUGGCUGUGAUGCAACAUGUUGGAGCCAAGGGCCCUCUGGCUGCCAGCAGACUCUCCUGCACAGAGCUGUUGAUGAGAACAAUGAGGUCUCCGCUUGCUUCCUCAUCCGCAGUGGUUGUGACGUGAACAGUAGCAGACAGCCAGGCCCUAACGGGGAAGGAGACGAAGAGGCCCGAGAUGCACAAACGCCCCUCCACCUGGCAAGCAGCUGGGGAUUGGAGGAGGUGGUGCAGUGCCUUCUAGAAUUUGGAGCUAAUGUUAAUGCUCAGGAUGCAGAAGGCAGAGCUCCCGUCCAUGCUGCCAUUAGCAGCCAGCACAAUGUCAUCAUACAGCUCCUCAUUUCCCACCCAGACAUACGUCUAAACAUUCGUGACCGUCAGGGAAUGACCCCUUUUGCCUGUGCCAUGACGCACAAGAACAACAAGGCAGCAGAGGCCAUCCUCAAGAGGGAACCAGGUGCUGCUGAACAGGUGGACAACAAAGGACGUAAUUUUCUCCAUGUGGCUGUGCAAAAUUCAGACAUUGAAAGUGUCCUGUUCCUCAUCAGUGUCCAAGCCAAUGUUAACUCCAGGGUUCAGGAUGCAGCCAAACUCACCCCUCUCCACCUGGCUGUCCAGGCGGGAUCUGAGAUCAUUGUCCGCAAUCUGCUGCUUGCUGGAGCCAAAGUAAAUGAGCUGACCAAACACAGGCAGACGGCGCUACAUUUGGCUGCCCAGCAAGACCUUGCCACUAUUUGUUCUGUGUUGCUGGAGAAUGGUGUAGACUUUGCUGCUGAGGAUGAGAAUGGAAAUAAUGCUCUGCAUCUGGCUGUGAUGCAGGGCCGCCUUAACAAUGUCAGAACCCUUCUUACAGAGUCCAACAUCGAUGCUGAGGCCUUCAAUCUCAGGGGUCAGUCACCAAUGCAUGUGCUAGGUCAUUAUGGGAAAGAGAACGCUGCUGCCAUUUUUGAGUUGUUCCUGGAGUGUAUGCCCGAAUACCCUCUGGACAAACCAGAUAAUGAAGGGAACACUGUUUUGCUCCUGGCCUACAUGAAAGGAAAUGCAAACCUGUGCCGUGCCAUUGUGAGGGCUGGUGCUCGACUGGGCGUCAAUAAUAAUCAGGGCAUCAACAUUUUCAACUACCAAGUUGCAACAAAACAGUUGCUCUUCCGCCUUCUAGACAUGCUGUCCAAAGAGCCCCCUUGGUGUGAUGGGUCCAACUGUUAUGAAUGUGCAGCCAAGUUUGGUGUUACAACACGUAAACAUCACUGCCGCCACUGUGGGCGCCUGUUGUGCCACAAGUGCUCUAUAAAGGAGAUACCCAUCAUCAAGUUUGACUUGAACAAGCCGGUGAGGGUGUGUGACAUCUGCUUUGAUGUACUAACUCUGGGUGGGGUAUCAUAAUGCAGUGGCCGGGAUAUCCUCCACCCUCUGCCACUGGCCAUGCCAGGCCCAACUUGGCACAAUUAUUCAGGCACACCAGGAGAGGGGACAUCAGUAGCAGGACAGACUUAACUAACGAGAUUCCCGGACAGCUAUGGACCAUCACCUUUAUACUAUUCCAAUCUAUGAAAAACUAUUAAUGUUCUAGAGGAAUGUUUCUAAUAGAAAGUGAAACAUUGUC
Messenger RNA from Scatophagus argus, 3810 nucleotides. It is a transcript of the gene ankfy1, whose product is annotated as ankyrin repeat and FYVE domain containing 1. NCBI's taxonomy places the organism in Eukaryota, Metazoa, Chordata, Actinopteri, Scatophagidae. Bases 99 to 3590 code for a protein of 1163 amino acids. The record is from RefSeq and is a predicted model, not a curated record. The transcript is spliced from 25 exons. Gene Ontology annotation, molecular function: metal ion binding; protein binding.